Drosophila busckii is the source of this 5674-nucleotide messenger RNA. It is a transcript of the gene Nup188, whose product is annotated as nucleoporin NUP188 homolog. Gene Ontology annotation, biological process: RNA export from nucleus; protein import into nucleus. Gene Ontology annotation, molecular function: structural constituent of nuclear pore. The coding region runs from base 1 to 5610 and encodes 1869 amino acids. Gene Ontology annotation, cellular component: nuclear pore inner ring. Lineage: Eukaryota; Metazoa; Arthropoda; Insecta; Diptera; Drosophilidae. The record is from RefSeq and is a predicted model, not a curated record. The transcript is spliced from 8 exons.
AUGCCCGCCGUUGAAAAAUACGUCAUCUAUGACUGGAAGCGUCUUUGGCAAAUGGUGUCUGGUAUACACUAUGAGACGCCCAACGAUACAGUGCGCGAGGAGCUGAUGCAAGUAUGCUCUGAGCUGCAAGCAGGCGUAUUGCAGUUUAAGCCAAAGAGCGCCUCCAACGUACAGCUAAGUGUGCUGCUUAAGGAGAAAAAACAGGAAAAGCUGCUACCAUUUACAGAACGUUUGCAGGAGCUGCUUAAUCUAGAGUCCGCACAAUGCUGGGAGAUCUUAUGCUACUACCUAACCAAGGAGUACCGCGGUUCAGCAAGUCUACUCACGCAACUCAUUUCGACAGAGACUAAUAUGUCUAAUCUAUUCGAGGAUAUCAGACAUUACUACUCGUUGGAGCGCAUGAUUGUGCUAAAGAUUGUCAAGAACUUGUUGAUAUUCUAUAAUGUACCCAAUCAUCCAUAUCACAACGAAUACAGAGCUGUCGUGGAGAAGCUAACGCUGCAGCGUCUACUCGAGUCUUACCUGGAUCAGCUAGACAGUUUAAUAAACGAAUUGCCGCCACGCAAGCUGCUAGCAGGGGAGUGCUUUCACUCCGAGGACAAGUUAAUCAGCUGGUCAGAGCGCAAUGCACGCGAAACUAACGAAGUGCUGCACAUACUGCUGCUGCUAAGCGAACAUUUGCCGCUCAACAUUAGCCAAAUCAAGCGCCUGUUCGGCACUAUAAAGCAACACUCAUUUGGCCGCAUACAAAACUAUCUCAGCGAGACGCAUGUUUAUCAUCAGGAGCUAACCAAAAGCCUGAUCUAUUCGGAGUUAAUGCUGCUAUUAAAGUGUUUUGACUUUGAGCAACCCGCUGACCAUGAUAAGCUCAUAGAACAACUAUUGGAGGCGCUGCAUGUUGAGGUGACCAGCCUGCAUCAUCGUCCAGAGCAUGGACCACUGUUGCUUUGUUGGACACUGCUACGUUUGCGUGCCACUAACGAUGCUGAAGAUGCGACAAGUCUGUUGCGCUGUCGCCAGCUGGGCAAACGCGCUGUAGAGCUCAAGUGCUUUAACAUCUGGCAAUCGAUCGUAACGCAUCCCAUGUUUUCCGACGACAGUUUACUGUCGCGCAUUGUGCGCAAGACAAUCUACAAUCAGCUAAACUACAUGUGCGACUUGUUUGAUGGCGAUGGCAGCUGUGCACGUUAUGAGGGCAUCUAUGAACUGCUUUGUGAGCUUUUAUCCUGGCCACAGCUAGCCAAAGAAUUUUUCAAAUGCGAGGAUGUUGGCGUGCGUUCGCUUUAUAAUACGCUGCUGGAGAACUUUCCGCUGCAGUUUACACACUUGGCCAAGCUGGCGCAGGCGCUGACCAAAGCGGGUUUAGGCGGCAAUAUAAAAAAUCAACUGGAAUCGCUGCCUAUGCUUGCUUUACUUUACGACGAACGGGAGCACAAACUCAACGAAGUGGGACCAGAUGAAUAUGAGCUUACAACCAGCGUGCGUCCUUUUCCACGCAUUGACUACACUCUGCCUGCGGGCACCAGCUGCAGUGCAGUGCAACAUCCCUCUGGCUUUUAUAUGCACUUUCGCUGCAGUGUGAACUUUUUCAAUGCGCUGCAUCACGAGAUUAACUGCUUGCUGCGCGACAAGGCGCAGCUGCAUGGCGACUUUGACUCCAACGAGCGCAUACAACGCGUGGAGGCUGGGCUCAAGUACUUGGAGCUGGCAGUGCAGCGCACCAAAUCCAUAUCUGGCAUUAGCACAGAGAUGGUGCAUCCCACGGAAAUGUCCAUUGAUUUGUUGAGCAAAUUUAAAAGUGUGCAGUAUCCGCCUGUGGGCUUGCUGUCCAAUUGCUUAAAUGUGUGCACUGCGCUGCUGCCGCUAGUGGAUGAGGAGAUCUUUGCGCGCAUAACCAAUCUGGAUAUACUGCCUACUAUAAGCAACGAAUCGCUGGCGGACUAUAAGCUCUAUGCCAUCGCCAUUGGCUUCGAGUCGCGCUUUCUGGGCUCUGUCAUAGACAAUGUGGAAAAGAAACUGGAACGCUAUGACUUUCUGCUGGCCUAUCUCAACUUUCUGCGCACCUAUGCCAAACUGAAGAAACAACGUUACAUGCAAGUGGAAAUACCAGGCCUAAUCUUUCUGCUGCGCGAAGUGUUUCCACAUUUGCACACCUGGCACUUCAAGUCGCAGCAGGAGAAGAACAAGAUUUACUUUGAAGUGCUGAGUUUUAUAUGCGAUUUACUCAACAUCAUAGGCAGCAAUGAAGGCGAUAAGAAGUCGACGCAGCAUCAGCUGCUGCUUAAUGUGUGCAUCUACUCCUUGCUGAAUCUGGAUAAUGGUUUGGUUUUAUUGAGAUUUGUGGGUGUGGGCAAUGCCAUAGUACAGUACAAUAUGGAGUUGGAGUCCAAUUGGAUGCAGCAGCAGCCACAAGGCUUAAUGGUUCUGGUGCGUCUUUCCAUGCGCAUAUUGAUGCAGGUGCUUAGCCUAAAGAGUUCGGUGUAUGGCAGUGAUAAUCUGUCGCCACUGGAGGCGCUCAUCUAUACACAACCCAAGCAACGUGAUACGCUGCGCAUUAUUCCCACCGUUUGCAGCUAUAUGAGCAAUAUAUUUGAUCGCUGGCUGCCCAUUGUGAGCUGUCGUUUGUUGAAGCGCAUAGCGCUGGAGUUUAACAUGUCGCUGCUGGCGUGUCUGGACAUGGAGCCAGGACAAAUACGACUGACGUUUAUGCAAAAGCUGCCCGAUGAGCUGGAAAGCGAUUCGGUGAAAAUUGCCAUACUGGAGCUGGUGGAUGCGUGCAUAGCCAAGCAGCCUGGCGUCACGGAAGCUUUCUUCAAGGUGAACUAUGCGCGCGAUAAACGCAGCUACUUCGGCAAGGAGUGCACGCCCAGCAUAGGCGACAGCAUAGUGACAUAUAUGAAGGAAUUUCUCACAGCACUCGAGGCGCAGCCGCUGACGAUUGAACAAACAUUGCCCAGCAAAAUAAUGAACAUAUUUCAUUCGCUUUGGAAGCAUAAUCUGCAAAUGCUGGUGGACGAGCUGCUCAAGGAGCCGCAGUUCUGGCGCAAACUCUGCAGUCCGCUGUUUCUGCAGUCCAGCCAUAAGCCGCAGCUGCGCGUCUAUACGCAGUUGAUCAACAUUAUGUCUAUAGAGAUUUAUAGCAAUAGUCAAAGCGCAGAGCUGCGUGAGGUGCUCAAAAAGUUCUUCAAGCGUGAAUACUUUGAGCCUUGGCUUAACAACGUGUUCGAUUUGCCCAAGGUGCCAGCAGAACAGGCACGCAGCGAUGAGCAACCAGAUUGGAUUUGCUGUCUGCAGUCCUUUAAGGAUAUGACCAUUAUUUUGUUGAAGAAGCAGCCCAAGUUUAUAACCAUACCCGAUGCAGAGUUCAAGCUGCUGGCGCAAAAAUGCUUUACAGUGCUGGUGGAGCGCUCGCAUUACCUGGAGGACAUGCGUCCCUUCAUCAUGCUAGCCGAGCUGUAUAUAUUUAUUCUACAGCAGUUUAAGCAUGCGUAUACCAGUAGCGGCGACGAGGAGCAGCAGCUUAUGGAGCAGCUGUUGCAGCUCAUGGGUCGCAUUUGUGCCUGCUACGAGGAUUUGCAUGUGCGCGCCAAGGAAGCUUGCCUGGCCAUCAUUACCAAAUGCGCACAUCUCUAUUCGAAUUUGUUAAUCAGAGAAUCCGCUUUGGCGCUGCGUUUUCUCAACUGUGUUGUCAGCAUUAUAUGCACAGAGCUGCAGCAUAUGGAAAAAUCGGUUAAUCUGGAACAACAGUCGGCGCUGCAGUCAGCUGACGUUGAAGCUAGCAAAAUGUCUACCAACUCCUUAAUACUAUGCCUCAAUCUGCUCAAGGCUGUGGCUACUACUUUUCAUCAGGAAGGACCCGGCAACUGGGACUUGCCCUUUGUAUCCGUACGUUUGUUUCAGCGUCUGCUGCGUUGUGUUUCCUACACUUUGCCACUGCAUUCCAAGCAAGUGCUGAGCGUGCAGCUCCUGGACGUGCUCAUAGUAUUUGCCAAGAGCAAUUGCUCUGUGGAAUUUCUGCAUUGCGAUGUGGGUGAGCAUCUGUGGUUGAAGCUGCUGCCGCCGCGUGAAUUUCUGCAGUCAAAAUAUGAGUUUAAUAAACAAAAUACGGCGGUCUGGAGCAUAGAGCAGUGGUGGCCCAUUUAUGCGCGCGGCAUUGAGCUGGUCAGCAUUAUUUAUGACAAGCAUAGGAAAUGUUUUCUGGAGGAAACGCUGCAAUUCGUGGGCAUACAUGAAGUGUAUCUGGUGGACUCGCUGCUGCUGGGCAAGCAAUCGCUGGAGCCAGCAGCCAUGCAGCUGAUUAAAGCUACCAUACAACUGGUAGCUAGUCUGGCGGAGCAGCAUAAGGACUGGGCACAGGAACACAGCUCCUCUUUGUUUAACAUUAUGCAUGCUGUGCAAAGUCUGAUGUGCCAUGCCACCUCCAUGUUCCAUCAGCAGCGCAACUUAAAGUGUUUGCUGGCUGGCAGACGCUCGCAACUGGAAAUACUACGCAGCACUGAAACUAUUGCCAUCGAUGAUGAUAUUAUAAACGCCUGCAAUGACUUAAGCGAAAUUAUUAUCUACUGCGUGAAGGCGCUGCAGCAGUUUAGUCCGGAUCUGGUGGAUCUGCUUUGCAGCAGCUACUACGAGCCACACAAAUGGCAGCCCAUACUGGAUGUGAAGUUUGGCGCGCCCAAGCUGAAUGAAAGCAAUCUAACGCUAACCUUUGGCAUGGUUUCCAACAUGGUUAACAUAUAUGUCAAGGCGCUAAAUAUGCAAAAUCAUGGCUUCCAUGAAGCGCCGUUGAAUGCGCUCGCGCAUGUAGAACAAGGCGACAUUACGGACGCGGCGUCCAGCAGCAAUCUAACAGCGGAUAACAGUAGCAAUGCCACACAGCAGCCGCGCAACUUUAGCAAAUCCAUGUCCACCAAUUCCAUAUCAUCUGCAGCUUGUCCUUCGAAUGAGCUGUUGGCCAAUCUAGACGGUCAGCUCUGUCUGGUGGCGCUGGAGCAUUUGCUUAUGCUUAUAGCCUCGCAGAGCAUUUAUGUUGUGCGCUCGCCUGAUUUGGAAACCUGCUGGAAGCAAAUAGUGCGACGUGACAUAAGCAGCGAGCUGCUGAGCUUCAAUGAGUUUGUGCGUCGCAAGGUUAUCGUGGACUAUCGCGAUUCGCGUUGCCAGUGGGUGCGACGCAAGCAUGGACUGCUCAAGCUGAAGCAAGGACAAUCAGCGCACUUACUGCCACCAACGCCCAGUCAACAUGUGCGACGAUCCAGCAGCGCUGCCAAUGAGCUGCGUGUGAAUGUGGUGCGUCGUUUGCAUUUACAGCAGCAUGCCACGCCCACAGCGCCCAACAGCUUGGAAAUGACACGCGUGUUUAGUCCCAUAGGCGCCACAGCAGGCGCCAGCGAAGUGGUUGCCUCCACACCUGCCACAGACAGUCGAAAGCGUUUGUAUGCCGCCGAGGCAAGUGAAGAACGACAUCCGGAGGAUGAUCCCGCGGCCAUAGAGGUGCAGUAUUUUGCAGCUAGCACAGAGCCGGAAUACUGCGAGCUAUCGCAGGUGCAGCUGGUGGAGGAGGAUUACCUGCAGCUGAUGUCGGCGCUGUUCAGUGUGCUGCCCCAGCACGAGUAGGUCGGCCAUUAAUUAUUAUUAGCGCACAAUUUGUUAUGCCUUGAGCAAAAACUAUUGAAUAAAG